ACUCUUCCCCUCCCACCUUCUCUCCCCUCCUCUCUGCUUUAAUUUUCUCAGAAUUCUCUGGACUGAGGCUCCAGUUCUGGCCUUUGGGGUUCAAGAUCACUGGGACCAGGCCGUGAUCUCUAUGCCCGAGUCUCAACCCUCAACUGUCACCCCAAGGCACUUGGGACGUCCUGGACAGACCGAGUCCCGGGAAGCCCCAGCACUGCCGCUGCCACACUGCCCUGAGCCCAAAUGGGGGAGUGAGAGGCCAUAGCUGUCUGGCAUGGGCCUCUCCACCGUGCCUGACCUGCUGCUGCCACUGGUGCUCCUGGAGCUGUUGGUGGGAAUAUACCCCUCAGGGGUUAUUGGACUGGUCCCUCACCUAGGGGACAGGGAGAAGAGAGAUAGUGUGUGUCCCCAAGGAAAAUAUAUCCACCCUCAAAAUAAUUCGAUUUGCUGUACCAAGUGCCACAAAGGAACCUACUUGUACAAUGACUGUCCAGGCCCGGGGCAGGAUACGGACUGCAGGGAGUGUGAGAGCGGCUCCUUCACCGCUUCAGAAAACCACCUCAGACACUGCCUCAGCUGCUCCAAAUGCCGAAAGGAAAUGGGUCAGGUGGAGAUCUCUUCUUGCACAGUGGACCGGGACACCGUGUGUGGCUGCAGGAAGAACCAGUACCGGCAUUAUUGGAGUGAAAACCUUUUCCAGUGCUUCAAUUGCAGCCUCUGCCUCAAUGGGACCGUGCACCUCUCCUGCCAGGAGAAACAGAACACCGUGUGCACCUGCCAUGCAGGUUUCUUUCUAAGAGAAAACGAGUGUGUCUCCUGUAGUAAAGUCCUGCUCUGUCGCCCAGGCUGGAAUGCAGUGGCGCGAUCUCGGCUCACUGCAACCUCUGCCUCCCAGAUUCAAGCAAUUCUCCUGCUUCAGCCUCCCAAGUAGCUGGGAUUACAGCUGUAAGAAAAGCCUGGAGUGCACGAAGUUGUGCCUACCCCAGAUUGAGAAUGUUAAGGGCACUGAGGACUCAGGCACCACAGUGCUGUUGCCCCUGGUCAUUUUCUUUGGUCUUUGCCUUUUAUCCCUCCUCUUCAUUGGUUUAAUGUAUCGCUACCAACGGUGGAAGUCCAAGCUCUACUCCAUUGUUUGUGGGAAAUCGACACCUGAAAAAGAGGGGGAGCUUGAAGGAACUACUACUAAGCCCCUGGCCCCAAACCCAAGCUUCAGUCCCACUCCAGGCUUCACCCCCACCCUGGGCUUCAGUCCCGUGCCCAGUUCCACCUUCACCUCCAGCUCCACCUAUACCCCCGGUGACUGUCCCAACUUUGCGGCUCCCCGCAGAGAGGUGGCACCACCCUAUCAGGGGGCUGACCCCAUCCUUGCGACAGCCCUCGCCUCCGACCCCAUCCCCAACCCCCUUCAGAAGUGGGAGGACAGCGCCCACAAGCCACAGAGCCUAGACACUGAUGACCCCGCGACGCUGUACGCCGUGGUGGAGAACGUGCCCCCGUUGCGCUGGAAGGAAUUCGUGCGGCGCCUAGGGCUGAGCGACCACGAGAUCGAUCGGCUGGAGCUGCAGAACGGGCGCUGCCUGCGCGAGGCGCAAUACAGCAUGCUGGCGACCUGGAGGCGGCGCACGCCGCGGCGCGAGGCCACGCUGGAGCUGCUGGGACGCGUGCUCCGCGACAUGGACCUGCUGGGCUGCCUGGAGGACAUCGAGGAGGCGCUUUGCGGCCCCGCCGCCCUCCCGCCCGCGCCCAGUCUUCUCAGAUGAGGCUGCGCCCCUGCGGGCAGCUCUAAGGACCGUCCUGCGAGAUCGCCUUCCAACCCCACUUUUUUCUGGAAAGGAGGGGUCCUGCAGGGGCAAGCAGGAGCUAGCAGCCGCCUACUUGGUGCUAACCCCUCGAUGUACAUAGCUUUUCUCAGCUGCCUGCGCGCCGCCGACAGUCAGCGCUGUGCGCGCGGAGAGAGGUGCGCCGUGGGCUCAAGAGCCUGAGUGGGUGGUUUGCGAGGAUGAGGGACGCUAUGCCUCAUGCCCGUUUUGGGUGUCCUCACCAGCAAGGCUGCUCGGGGGCCCCUGGUUCGUCCCUGAGCCUUUUUCACAGUGCAUAAGCAGUUUUUUUUGUUUUUGUUUUGUUUUGUUUUGUUUUUAAAUCAAUCAUGUUACACUAAUAGAAACUUGGCACUCCUGUGCCCUCUGCCUGGACAAGCACAUAGCAAGCUGAACUGUCCUAAGGCAGGGGCGAGCACGGAACAAUGGGGCCUUCAGCUGGAGCUGUGGACUUUUGUACAUACACUAAAAUUCUGAAGUUAAA
Messenger RNA from Homo sapiens (human), 2289 nucleotides. RefSeq names its product TNF receptor superfamily member 1A (gene TNFRSF1A). The coding region runs from base 840 to 1748 and encodes 302 amino acids. Gene Ontology annotation, cellular component: Golgi membrane; cell surface; plasma membrane. The transcript has 11 exons. NCBI's taxonomy places the organism in Eukaryota, Metazoa, Chordata, Mammalia, Primates, Hominidae. Gene Ontology annotation, biological process: positive regulation of execution phase of apoptosis; positive regulation of apoptotic process involved in morphogenesis; signal transduction. Gene Ontology annotation, molecular function: signaling receptor activity; tumor necrosis factor receptor activity. The record is from RefSeq and is marked reviewed.